CUGAACUCGUGGCUUACGUCGGCCCAAACUCAAACUAAUGUGGUUUUGGUCGGUUACAUAACGAGUCGCGAGUCACUAGUAAAUUAACACAAAACAGGAAACAUUUUUAGUAAUUAGGUGUGUGAAAAUAUCUACAGUAGCAGUUAUAAUUGUGUAUUUAUAGGAGAAAAAGGCUUGUACUUAUAAUACUCCAGCACUCGAUGCUCGUGUUACAGAGGUAACUGAGGAAGUUUGUAAUUGAAAUAAAUUAAACAUGGAAAAGGGAAAGGAAGUAAAAGUAUCGUUAUGGUAUUUUGGGGGUUUGGCAUCGGCUGGAGCUGCCUGCGUCACUCACCCUUUGGACUUGCUGAAGGUUCAAAUGCAAACACAGAAAGGGAAGAAUAUAUCUAUGUUCCAGCUAACUCGGAUAGUUCUCAAAAAUCAAGGAAUCAUGGGGCUGUAUAAUGGCAUUUCCGCGUCUCUGUUGCGUCAGCUCACUUAUUCUACAGCAAGAUUUGGAAUUUAUGAAGUUUCAAAACAACAAUUUGCACCAAAAGAUGGAAGUGGUUUACCAUUCUACAUGUCAGCCUUCCUUGCUGGGUUAGGCGGUUUUGCUGGUGGAUUUGUUGGAAACCCAGCUGACUUGGUCAAUGUGCGAAUGCAAAAUGAUGUGAAGCUACCACCAGAGCAAAGAAGGAAUUACAAGAAUGCUAUCCACGGGUUGUAUCGAGUGGCAACACAAGAAGGCAUAUUGCGACUGUGGGCUGGAGCUUCAAUGACCUGCAGCCGUGCAACCUUGAUGACCAUUGGCCAACUGUCAUUCUAUGAUCUAAUAAAAGGCACAUUGCUGACAACGCCAUACUUUGGAGAUAAUGUCGUGACACAUAUAACCUCCAGUUGUUUGGCUGGUGGCAUCGCAACUACGUUGACACAACCAGUAGAUGUAUUAAAAACUCGCGCUAUGAAUGCCAAACCAGGUGAGGUGAAAAGUAUAUUCAAACUCAUCAAAAACACUGCUAAGGAAGGACCUCUUGCGUUCUUCAAGGGAUACAUUCCGGCCUUUGUGAGGCUCGCUCCUCACACUGUUCUCACUUUUGUGUUCUUAGAACAGUUGAGAAUGAACUUUGGUAUUGUAAAAAAGCCAAAAAUCAUACCUGUUGAUUAGUAGAUGUUGUUAUACACCGUGAAGUUUUCUUCGUCUUAAACCGAAAUCCCACAUAA
Bicyclus anynana (squinting bush brown) is the source of this 1200-nucleotide messenger RNA. It is a transcript of the gene Dic1, whose product is annotated as mitochondrial dicarboxylate carrier. Lineage: Eukaryota; Metazoa; Arthropoda; Insecta; Lepidoptera; Nymphalidae. Bases 254 to 1144 code for a protein of 296 amino acids. Gene Ontology annotation, molecular function: sulfate transmembrane transporter activity; thiosulfate transmembrane transporter activity; oxaloacetate transmembrane transporter activity. The transcript is spliced from 6 exons. Gene Ontology annotation, biological process: oxaloacetate transport; phosphate ion transmembrane transport; succinate transmembrane transport. The record is from RefSeq and is a predicted model, not a curated record.